AUGAAGGCUUGUUGGACCACACACUGGACUAGAUUAGACGCAGAGAUCGAACGUCCAUCAGGAAAGUCUCUUUCCAAUGGCGCCCUUUGCGAUAGAUGUUGCACGUCGAGAGGGAUUUAUGGCUACUUUUGUCACUUUCCCCUCUUCGCUGAGUAGACGUUCUUGGCCUUUUGUCGUGUAGCACGGAAGAUGAAACACCAUAUGACUGAAGAAAAAAGUAGACACAUUAUUUACCUUUCGAGAAGAGAGCAAGCAAAAACAUUGUCGAAAAAUGGUCUCUAAUUUGAUCUUUCGAGCAACGAGCGCGCACCGAAGGACGGACCGCGGCUAGGUGGAACGCGAUUCGGUUAUUGGGACCCGGAGUUGAAUAGGUUGGCCGAAGGAGAACGAUAUUAUCACAAUCACGAGGGCAAGUCCGAGUAUUAUGAUCAGUGUUUAUCCGUGUUUCUCGCAUCUCGGUACCAUUUUCCCAUAGAGUACAUGGGAAAAGGUACCGAGAUGGGAGGACCGUGAUGGAUUCCGGCACACUCUAAAAGUACACGCACUGUUGGGGAGCAUCGGAGAAGGAUGGAAAUAUCCACGAAGCCUGCAGCAAGGAGUGCGAUAAACCUGCUAGCAUGUUCGGCUCCGCAAAAAAAUUUAUGCUACGUGACGAUCAGAUGGGUAGGAAGGUUCCAACUAGAGAAUCCCCGAACAACGGACUGGAGAACACGGACAAAGAUUUCUAUUGCGAAUAUUGUUGCACUCAACAUGCAGAAAAUGCUGAAGGAGGAGAUCGUUCAGCGGCUGGAGGUGGAGCGUUUUUACAGAAGCCGCACGAAACGAUCAAACCCAUGACGCGCCGCUUUCGGGGACGUAUGAUUUUUGCUCUUUGCUUCUUCCUUUUUGUUCGUUUGUUUGUUUGUCUGUCUGUUUGUUUGUUUGUUUGUUUGUUUGUUUGUGUUUUUCGUCUCUGGCUAUCAACAUGUGUUGGACAAGUCUUUAGUAGAGAAAGGAAGUUACAUUUUGUUGUUCGGACGUCUACAUUUGCCUCCGAUCAAAUUUAUGUUUUAGACAACUGCAAGAGCAUAAUUGUCAUGGAGGAAAUUGAAAAAUUGUGUCAAGAUAUCAUACUUAAGUAUAGUUUUUAGCUCUCGUCUAUUGCUACCCGUAUGGUAUUAUUUCUCAAUGUUUUUGUUUCAGUGUAGUUCGUUCUAUCAUGCUUGCAGCAACAUGAUCAUUUUUACCCUUUAUUGAGUACAUCCUCAUCAUCCUCAUGCAACACAGUGCUUUUCUAUCAUACAUUGGUCCUCGGAGGGUAAGGGUUGUUCCUACCCAAUCCUAUACUAUGAAAAAAACUAUAACUCCUAAUAUUCUGUCGCCCUAUACAGCUACUGCGAUGGAUUGGGAUGAAGCUACUUUUGAGAGUUUGGCUUUGGACCUAGCCGCGUUAUUAUCGGAUGCCUUUCCCUCGACGUCUGCGACCACGAAUAUUGUGCUGCUCUUUGUGUGCGCCAUGAUCCUGCUUACGGGGGUUUUUAUUUACGCGGCGGGUUUUUGCCGGAGAAAUACGGCUGCAAGAAAGAACAGUAUUUUUGAAGGUGAUUUCUUUUUUGUUCGUUUGAAGAUAUAAAGUAGUAAACACGUGCACUAGCUAUGCACCUCCUAGUAUAGUAACACGAUCAACACGAAGAUCAACUCAGGAUCAGUCUAUCAAUUAUUCUGUGUGAGUUGUAGAGUUGAGUAUAAUGUUUCACUUUUUUUAUAAAAACACUAGAUCUGUCGACUUUGGGACAAGAGGGACCGAAGUAUGAGGCAGAGGCGGCACCGACAGUGCAGGCCGAGCAAACUACUGCGCCGAUCGAAGUGCAUCCAGACAUGGAAACUUCCUCUAUCUUGGUGCGGCCUGACAUCAAGACGAAGCGGUUUAUCACAGCGCCAGCAGGCAGCGACGAAGAUGCAAGUCACGAGAAGGAUUACGGUGCCUUGGAAUGUACUUUAUUGCUAUAGAUGCAGAAAUUCUUACCUCUUUCCAUCGUUAUUGGGUUCGCGACAAUCCACCGCUCACACCACGAAGGUAUUUGUGAUAUCCGUCAAAAAACAAAGUCGCGAAGAAGAUCAGCUUUCUUUUGCAAAAUUUUAGGUUCAUCUUCCGAUUUAUUGGAGGCGAAGGCGAAGCCGCGAGAUUGGAGGACUAAAGAGGAGCAUGUCUGACCACGGCUCGAUGGUGCCUCACCAAUCUGUGACUACCUAGAAAUGUUCAUAUUGGUUUUGACUAUGUGGUGGUGGGAAAAGAUGCUUCUAUCUUGGCUUAUUUGGAAAUUUGAACAGGACAAAUACCUCUACUAGAACUAAGCAUGCUAUGAUGAUAGAUAACAGUAAAUGAACCAACGGAAAGCAUUCAUGUUACUUAGAGUCCAUAGUUGGUAGAUUUUUUCACUCCUAUGUUCAGGAAGUGCUAAUGUCAGGAUUUUCGAGUAUUGUUCUCAAAGAAAUGGUAAUAGCGUUUAUCUCCUCUAUCAAAUAAUUUCAGUGAAAGAACAUGAUAAAUAAUGAGCUCUAGUAUAAUUUUCAGAACAUAUUGACCGAGCUCAGAGUUCAUUCAACGCACAAGUGGAUAAGCCAGAUAGUUUUACUUCGUUAUAUCACAGCAGCCAAGAUGUGAGGUAGAACAAUAAGACAAUGAGAAAUGCUAGAACAAGCAACCAACCAUCAUGAUUAUUUCGAAGGCAGAAUUCAUUAAUUUUCUAAGGUGUUUAGAUUGUUCGAAGAACGAAGGUGUUUGAAGUUCACCGCUGUGUGUUUGCUGUGUCCAAAUUUUAGACAAGACAAUGACAAGAGUCAAUGCCUGAAUUAUCCUGUGCGUACUAUACGAGCUUGCUCAUAGUCAGUGUUUACUCGUUUUACACAAAUGCCUAGGUCGUUAUCCUUCAUUGAAUCACAAAACAAAAAACGAUGAACUCCCCCAUCGUGCACAGUUUGACUCCCCCAUCGUGCACAGUUUGACUCCCCUAUCGCGCACAGCUUACGCCAUCAGUAGCCUUACUGAAUAAAUAACUCUGCCAUCACCUAGAUACUGCUAGUCGCCUUACUAACUAUGAAAAUACGCAACGCUUUGUACAGUUUCUUGCAUAGCUGAAUGCGAAUUUUCAAAACACCAUCGAGCACGCCAAGUGACGACUCUCUCUACUUUGAUGCGUGUGUAGCUAUAGGCGAGCAAAUGAACAAUAACAAAGGGAGGAGACCGGG
Messenger RNA from Amoebophrya sp. A25, 3228 nucleotides. The record is from the annotation of a GenBank genome assembly. NCBI's taxonomy places the organism in Eukaryota, Dinophyceae, Syndiniales, Amoebophryaceae.